Messenger RNA from Letharia columbiana, 1548 nucleotides. RefSeq lists its product as uncharacterized. Gene Ontology annotation, biological process: transmembrane transport. The record is from RefSeq and is a predicted model, not a curated record. NCBI's taxonomy places the organism in Eukaryota, Fungi, Ascomycota, Lecanoromycetes, Lecanorales, Parmeliaceae. Gene Ontology annotation, molecular function: transmembrane transporter activity. The transcript has 2 exons. Bases 1 to 1548 code for a protein of 515 amino acids.
AUGCCUUCCAAUCCUUCUUCUCCCGCUACCUCCAGCCACACUCAACACUCCGAUACAGAACCUGCAUCACCACCUGCCGUACAUCAUGACGAAGAAAACCCCUCACACGUUAACUCAGAGAAAGAGAAAGAGAAAGAUGAGAAGAAGUCGUAUCUCGUCGAUUGGGAACCAAAUGACAAGGCCAACCCUCGCAAUUGGUCAACGUCCUACAAGAGCUGGAUAACCUUUCAAUUGGGAAUGCUCGCCCUGUCUGCCAGUCUGGGCAGCAGCAUCAUAUCCCCAGCCGAAGAUGCCAUCAUGGCCUACACCCACAUCAGCUCCGAAGUUGCAGUCUUGCCUAUCUCCUUCUACAUCCUGGGAUUCGCCUUUGGCCCGCUGUUAUGGGCUCCAAUCUCCGAGGUUUGGGGCAGGAAAUUGAGCAUGGAGCCCGCCAUGUUCUGCCUUGGCCUCUUCUCCAUCGGCACGGCUACCAGCACUAGUGCUGCGUCCAUCUUCAUCACACGGUUCUUUGGUGGUGUCUUUGGAUCUGCGCCUGUGAGCAACGUAUCCGCCGCGCUGGGAGAUAUGUGGGCGCCCAAGGCGAGGGGCACCGCUGUGACUUUCUACGCCGUUGCUGUUGUUGGCGGACCGACGCUUGGGCCUGUGAUCGGAGCCGCUCUCACGGUGAACAAGCACAUGGGAUGGCGCUGGACUGAAUACAUCGAAGCGAUUUGGGUAUUUACCAUCUUCGCCAUAACCACCUUCUUCCUCCCUGAACUCUAUGGUCCCGUGCUCCUCAAGCGCCGCGCCGCCUCUUUGCGCAAAUCGACUGGUAACUCAGCGUACUGGCACCCGCAUGAGAACGUAAAACUCGACUUCAAAUCAAUCGUUACAAAGCAUCUCGCACGACCUUUGCGCAUGCUGUUCACGGAACCGAUGGUCGCUUGCAUCGCUUUGUACGCUAGUUUUGUCUACGCGCUACUGUACUUGACAUUGGAGGUCUUUCCUAUCGUCUUUGCUCAAAUGCGCCAUUACAGCCUUGUCGUCAGUACGCUUCCGUUCCUCGGCCUAUUCGUCGGCGUGCUCGCCGCCGUCUUCAUCAAUCUUGCCAACCAACCCCGCUACAUACGCAUCGUGGACCAGAACGGUGGCAGACCGGUCCCCGAGGCUCGUCUCCCGCCCAUGCUCGUUGGUGGCUUACUCUUCGCUAUCGGGCUUUUCUGGUUCGGAUGGACCGCGGCUCCUCAUUUUUCAUGGGCUCUGCCGACCGUGGCGGCAGGCUUUAUUGGCGCGGGUUUCAAUGUCAUUUUCCAGCAGUGCAUCAACUUUUUAGUCGACUCUUACGGCCUCUAUGCCGCUAGUGCUGUGUCGGCGAACACGUUUCUGAGGAGUUUGCUUGCUUGUGCGUUUCCGCUGGUCGCGAAGCCGAUGUUUAAGAAUCUUGGAGUAGGGCCCGCAAUGAGUGUCUUGGGCGGUGUUGCAUGUCUUGCAUUGCCGGUGCCAUUAAUCUUGAUGAGAUAUGGCCUAGGGCUUAGAAGGAUGUCGAAGUUUGCUCCGGUACAUGACUAG